This is a messenger RNA of Musa acuminata subsp. malaccensis (wild Malaysian banana), 1512 nucleotides long. Its product is annotated as cysteine synthase. NCBI's taxonomy places the organism in Eukaryota, Viridiplantae, Streptophyta, Magnoliopsida, Zingiberales, Musaceae. Gene Ontology annotation, cellular component: cytoplasm. The record is from RefSeq and is a predicted model, not a curated record. Gene Ontology annotation, molecular function: cysteine synthase activity.
AAGCGGGAACAGCGUUCGCUGUGGGAGCACACGUAGCUGACUCGGCGUCGGGUUACGGCCCACGUAUCUGUCGCAUAGAAGUGGCAUCAUACAUAGGGAUUCACUGCCAUUAAAAGGGACAGGCGGAGGCGGCUCUUAUCCAUCCCAAUCUCCGCCUCUCCUGUCGCGGUUCCCCUUCUCGGCUUCUCCUCGUCUUGUAGAAAUUUGGGUGCUUGUUGAUCUAAUUCGAGCAAUGGGCGAAGCUGGAGGCAUCGCGAAGGACGUCACCGAAUUGAUCGGCAAGACUCCGUUGGUCUACCUCAACAAAGUCACCGAUGGCUGCGUGGCUCGCGUUGCUGCCAAAUUGGAGAGCAUGGAGCCCUGCUCCAGUGUCAAGGACAGAAUUGGGUAUAGUAUGAUAUCUGAUGCAGAGGAGCGUGGGGUUAUCCAACCCGGCAAGAGCAUCCUGAUUGAACCUACCAGUGGAAACACCGGAAUAGGGCUGGCAUUCAUGGCGGCUGCCAAGGGCUACAAGCUUGUGCUAACCAUGCCAGCCUCCAUGAGCCUCGAGAGGAGGAUCAUUCUCAAAGCUUUUGGUGCCGAGUUAGUCCUCACUGAUCCCAGCUCGGGCAUGAAGGGAGCUGUCAAGAAGGCAGAAGAGUUGGCCGCCAAGACACCAAAUUCUUACAUCCUCCAACAGUUUGAGAAUCCAGCAAACCCGAAGAUUCAUUACGAGACAACUGGACCUGAGAUAUGGAAAGGAACAGGCGGUAAGAUUGAUGCUCUGGUGUCUGGUAUCGGAACUGGGGGUACGAUCACUGGAGCUGGGAGGUAUCUCAAAGAGAAAAAUCCUGAUAUCAAGCUAUAUGGUGUAGAACCAGUUGAGAGCGCGGUUUUAUGUGGAGGGAAACCUGGACCACAUAAAAUUCAGGGACUUGGAGCUGGCUUUAUUCCUGAUGUGCUAGAUGUGCAUCUGAUUGAUGAAGUUAUACAAGUUUCAAGUGAUGAGGCCAUUGAGACAGCAAAGCUUCUUGCUCUCAAAGAAGGGCUGCUGGUUGGAAUCUCUUCUGGGGCUGCUGCUGUUGCUGCUGUUAAGCUUGCACAGAGACCAGAGAAUGAGGGGAAGCUGAUUGUUGUUGUCUUCCCAAGUUUCGGAGAGCGUUAUCUUUCCUCUGUGCUUUUCCAAUCGAUCAAAAAAGAAGCUGAAUGCAUGGUUGUGGAGCCCUGAGAAUUAUGCUUUCUUUAUGUUGGGAAGUAAAAUCUUCGCACGAAUAAGUGUUUGAUUGCCGAGUGUGGCAAUGAUGGCUUUCUUGGAUUGAAAAACUUGCUAUCUCAUUGUUCAUGUCCUUCGUCUCAUACUACAACCAUUUCAGCUAUCAAUUCUCAGGCGGGACCGAGUAGUGUGCCAGCCUGAAGUUGAUUUAGAUGCAUCAAAUAAACUGCAGAUUCCCUUUAACUAGUUGGAUUUGCAAUGCACGUUUGAAUCCUACCAAGAUAUUCAUUCAAUGGUAUUGUUCUUCUGGUUUUAAGUUA